CAAUUUUUUAGAGUAAAUAUACACUUUUUUCAGGUUAAGUCUAAGUUUAAAUGGUUUAAAUCAGUAAACAUUACAGGAAUUCAUCAAUUUAUUUAUAGAUAAUUAUCUUAACAGUAGUUCUAAUAUACAUUUUUAUCAAUAAAUCAUCAUCAACUUCAACUGGUUUCAAAAUUGAUUAAAAAUGAAGUUCAGAUAAAUAUAAUACGAUAAAAAUUUUAAAAACUGAUGGCGAAAUUUUAUUUAAAUGGUAUUGCUCAAAAAGCGUUCUUCUGUGUUAAAAAUGUAAAAAAAAUCCAUUCACGCUCCAAUUGUACUUUACCUAAAUCAAAAGGUUUAGAAUGCCUAAAAAAUAGAAGUUUGCUCCAGAUAAAAGGCAACGAAACAUCCGAGUUCCUUCAGGGUUUAAUUACUAAUGAUAUGAGACAUUUUAAUGAUGGUAUAGCUGAUAUUUAUGCUUUAUUUUUGAAUACCAAGGGUAGAGUAUUGUACGAUACUAUUAUAUACAAAGGAUAUGACCAUGAAACCUAUUAUAUUGAAUGUGAUUCUGAAAUAAUUAAUGCAUUGCAAAAACACCUGACAAUUUACAAAAUACGUCGAAAAAUAGAAAUUCAGUCAAUGGUUGAUAAAAUGAAAAUCUGGGCUGUAUUCGACAAUAAUUUAACAACUAAUGAAAUCGCAUCUAAAAGUAAACACAGAAAAACAAGAUUAGAAGGUCAAAUAUUUCCUUGUGGUUCACUCAAUCAAAAUUCUAGUGUGUCUAUUGAUGAUGUUGUAAUUUAUGAAGAUCCAAGAAUUCCUGAGCACAGUUUCAGAGUUUUAAGCAAUAUUAAUAUAACUGAAGAUGAAAUAUUGCAAAAACUGGAGCCUAGAAUUCUUUUAGAUAAACAAGAUUUAAGUUAUCGACAAUUUCGAUAUCAACUAGGUAUAGGUGAAGGAAUACAAGACUUACCUCCAGGAAAAUCAUUUCCUUUAGAAAUAAAUAGUGAUUAUUUACAUGGUGUUAGUUUUCAUAAAGGAUGUUAUAUUGGUCAGGAAUUAACUGCUCGUACUUAUCACACUGGAGUAGUAAGGAAACGGCUCAUGCCUCUGAUAUUCGAGGAGGUUCAGAAUAAUUUCAAUUAUGAUGAAAAUAUUGUUGACAAUAAUGGUAAAACUGUCGGGAAAUUCCGGGGAGUUGAAGGAAAAUAUGGACUAGGUUUGAUGAGAGUGUCAGAAACUAUUAAUGCUCAAAGUUUAAAGAUAUUAAAUAAAUCUUUACAAGUCAUAAAACCAUGCUGGUGGCCAGUUGAAAGUCAAAAAGAAAAAAUAAAAGUCGAUGAUGUAAAAUAGUAAAACAUAAUUUUAAGAAUAAAAAAGUUGUAUUUAACUUGAAUUAUUAAAAUAAAUGUGAAUAAGAUAAA
Messenger RNA from Chelonus insularis, 1400 nucleotides. Its product is annotated as putative transferase CAF17 homolog, mitochondrial. Gene Ontology annotation, biological process: iron-sulfur cluster assembly. NCBI's taxonomy places the organism in Eukaryota, Metazoa, Arthropoda, Insecta, Hymenoptera, Braconidae. Gene Ontology annotation, molecular function: protein binding. Gene Ontology annotation, cellular component: mitochondrial matrix. The record is from RefSeq and is a predicted model, not a curated record. Bases 226 to 1329 code for a protein of 367 amino acids. The transcript is spliced from 2 exons.